AUGGUACUCCACGGGGGCGGGGGGGGAGGGGGCACAGCCGCGCCCACGUUCCCGGUCACUGUGCGUGGAGGGACCGUUGGGAAUGUGCCGGCGACCCUGCUGGGCUUGGACGAGCCGGGCCCGGGCGCCUGCAAGGCCUCCGGGACAUUCCCAGCGGAGACCCUGAACUCCGGGGCCCCCCGCACCCCGGCAGCCCGCGACGGGGCGGAGAGGGCGCUGCCAAGGGGCGGACUCCCCAUCGGGCCCACUGUGCCCCCCGUGCCCGGGCACCCCUCCUCAAGACCCGGGAGACAGAAACGGCCCCCGAGGCUCCUUUCCGCCUCGGCUGCCGAGCCUGGAGUUGGAGCCACGGCUCGGGGUGGGGAGCCACGCCGCGCCGGCUUCGUGGCCGUGCGGGUUUGCGUGUGCGUGUCUCGUGGCUGCACGCCAUGCUUUGGGACUCCCCGGCCUCCUCCGCCACAUCAGACGCCCACGCGACCCACAGCGCUUCCACGCGCCUGCCCGCCCUCCGCAGGCCGCAGCGCUGCACCUGGCCCUCCCUCCCCCGACGCCACGCUGGCCGUUCGGGGUUCCGGGCUCUGCCCCUCGGCGUGCACGGCGGCCGGGGCUGGAGCUGGGGGGACGAGAGGCGGCGCUGGCGUCGGGGAGCGGCGAUGGAGCCGUGGUAUAGAGAGAGGCCUUGCUCACCCCCCUUCUCCUCGGCUGGAGCUGGGGGGACGAGAGGCGGCGCUGGCGUCGGGGAGCGGCGAUGGCGCGGCGCUGGCGGCCGCUGCGAACACAACUCAUCUGGCGCCCCGCUUCCCCGUCUCCGUGCCUUGGAUCCCCUUACUCGCCUCCUCGCGCUGGCAGCGGGGUGAGGGGCGGGCCCGCCUUGCUCCCGGUCUCGGAGGGAGAGCGUCGCCCACCUCGCCACGGAGCGUGGGGUCGGCCGCCGGCCACCGCGGAGAGGCUUUGCCGGCGGACGAGCCCGUGCGGCCGGCGGCUCUACCUGCUGACCCGCGGCUUUGCGGCUCCGGAAGCUCGGUGUUCGACGUCCAGGUACUCGGGCUUGCGUGGCGCUUCCCUGCUGUCUUCGGCCGUCGCGUCCUCGUCUCCGUCCUCUGGGGUCUGAGCGCGAGCUUGGCAGGGUUUCCGCGCUUGGCGGGCGCCGGGCGGACGGUCGCGGGGAGCAGCGUCCGCCUCGGUGGGCGCCCACGCGGGCCGGGAAGGGCUGCGGAGGGGCCGUCGAAGCCAUGGAUAGAGGCUCGACUGGGACACGCCCGGUGCCCCCCACUGCCUCCUUCCUCCCACAACGCAGGGCCACCUAGGACACGCGUGGCGCCUCCCGGGCCCCGCCCACCAGCGUCCCCGGGACUGCGUGGUCCCCGCCGGCCCACGGCCAACCCCCGCGGUCCCCCCGGGCCCCGCCGGCCGGGCCGAUGCCUGGCUGGGGACAGAGCCGCCCCCCGUCCUUCCUCGCUGUCCUCCCGGGGGUUCCCGGGCGGCGGCUCCCGCACACUGACCCAGGUCAGCGCCCCUCACUGCGCCCGCGGGGACCUCUUCACAACCUGCUCGGGGUCACUAGGUCCCCGGAGAAGGUGGCCGAGGGCCCUGCUGGACAACGGGGUCGUUGUCCUCACCAGCUGCGGAGGGGCCCGCCCGGCCCGGCUGCCCGGGGCAAAGGAUGGACUCCAGCUGCACGGGCUGCAGCCACCCAGACCGCGCUGCGCCCGACCCACGCGGAGCUCGGCUGCGGACGUGAGGAAACUGCGCCCCGUGGGUGGCCCCCAGCCAGGCGGGGGCCAGGCCUUCCGGAGCCCCCCCCGGAAACCGACGGAGCGAGGGCGCUUCAAGGAAAUCCAUCCCAGCAGCCCGAGGACGCGAGCACCGGGGACGGGGUCGCCGUGUCCCCCGCUGACCUCCGAGGGUCCCGGCCCUCCGAGCAGGACCGUGCCGGAUCGAUGGCUGAGCCGGCCAGCUAGCAACGUGACACUAAUGGACACGGGACUCAAACGCCGGGCGCGUAUUAACCCGGACGGCCCCGGGGGUGGCCGGCCCGGCGCGGCCGAAGGCCGGGGCCCUAAUGGAGCGGCAUUGACCGGGCCCGGGGGGCCGCGGCGGGGUCGGGUGUCAGCAGGCCGCGGGGAGCCGUUUAUGGAUUUCAGCGUCAUCUGGGGCGGGGGGUCUCGGGGUCUCGGGGUGCGGGCUCCAGGCUCUCCCGGGCUGGGUCUGUCGGGGGGCCCCUGGUUGUCCUCUCACGGGGGUGGAGCCCGCCGGCCUCCGCCUCCCACGGGGCCUCGCGCGGGCCCUUCCUCCGGGCCUCAGUGUCCCCCGGGCGCCGGGGCCCGCGGGGGGGGCCGUUCCCGCCGUCCUCCGACCACCCCGCCAGCGGUUAAGUGA
Molecule: messenger RNA, 2379 nt
Organism: Perognathus longimembris pacificus (Pacific pocket mouse)
Lineage: Eukaryota; Metazoa; Chordata; Mammalia; Rodentia; Heteromyidae
Product: collagen alpha-1(I) chain-like
Exons: 6
Coding region: 1-2379 (792 amino acids)
Source: RefSeq, a predicted model, not a curated record